This is a messenger RNA of Cajanus cajan (pigeon pea), 2001 nucleotides long. RefSeq names its product F-box protein At1g10780. Lineage: Eukaryota; Viridiplantae; Streptophyta; Magnoliopsida; Fabales; Fabaceae. Gene Ontology annotation, molecular function: protein binding. The record is from RefSeq and is a predicted model, not a curated record.
UUAUUUAAUUUUCAGUUUAUUUAAGCGUUUUUGUCUUGGAAAUUGAAAAGGUUACGUUGAACACCAAUGAAAUGAGAAAACAAAUACAUCCUUAACUCUUUACCUAGCUAUUUUUUUUUAGAUUAGGAAUUUAAAUUUCUUAAACCAAGAAUGGUUGAAGAAGAUUUAUCAUUCUCCUAGCAUGAUUUGAAAUCUGUUUGAACGGUCAAUUUUUUUUUGAAAUACCUAAAAAAAAAAAGGCGGGCUAAUUUUCAUUCCACCCUCUUUUCCCAAUUUUUGAAGUUAUAAGGCAACAAAUCAAUCAAAUUUUCCCAAAUUCAUCGCCCAAACGCCAAAACCCUCAAAUCUCUCUCUCCCAACCUCAGAGAGAUUCGACAUUGGCGAGAGGACAACGAAGUCCUCACCUCAGAUCUUCAUUCUAUUCCGAUUUCAUACUAUGAGAGGAUCCAAAUUCAAAUAUCAUCUGGUUCCUCAGGUUAUCAAUGGAAUCUCUCCCUGAUGCCAUGCUUCAACACAUCUUGUCUUAUAUCAAUAAAGCUCAAGAUGUGGCAGCUUGCAAUUGUGUUUCUAAGCGAUGGAAGGAGUCAAUGGCUUACAUUAGAACUCUCUAUUUUCCUCGCAACUCAUUUGAUAACUUUUUUGUUGGGGAAAGUUCUGAUAGCAUUGUGAGAAGAAUGAUAUCAAGGGUUGUGCAAUUAGAAGAACUAGUUGUAUACAGCCCCUUUUCCUCUCCUGGCCUUGCUUCAUGGCUAUCACUUGCGGGUUCGUCUCUUUCUCAGCUUGAGCUUCGAAUGGAUAACCUAUCUGGCAACCAGGCCUCCCGUGAAAGCCCUUCGAAAUUGGAUUGUAUUGGUGUGGCAAAGAAUUUGAAAUCUCUGAGACUCUGGGGUGUCUUAAUGAUUAAUUCUCCAAAAUGGGAUGUUUUUCAGAAUCUUAGCACCCUAGAGAUAAUUGGUGCAAGAUUUGAGGGCCCUGUAUUGACUGUAGUGCUUCAGUCAUGUCCAUAUCUGAGAAGGUUGCUACUGCUGGGAUGUGAGGGGGUUGGAUCAAUCUCAAUUGACCUUCCCUACUUAGAACAGUGCAAGCUGGAUUUUCAUGGUAUGGGGAACUGUUCACUUAUUCUAGCCUCCCCGAAAAUUGAAUCCCUUGAGGUGCAAGGCUGUAGUUGGAUUAGGGUUCCUGAAACCCAGCAUCUGAGGAAUCUUACAAUAUCCAAUAGUUCAGGGAGAGUAUAUAGGAUUGAUUUUGGAAACCUCCCAGCUCUGGAGUUUUUGUCUAUGAGGGGGAUCCAGUGGUGCUGGGAUGCUAUAUGCAAAAUGCUGAAAUUAGCAAGUGAGGUGAAGCAUCUUUUUAUGAAGGUGGAAUUCACUGGGGACCAUGAGGCUCUUCAACCCUUUCCAGAGAUUGAUUUUGUUGAUUUUUUCAACAGCCAUCCCAAGCUGCGCAAGUUCGACAUCCAUGGAGCUAUGUUUGCAGCACUUUGCCAGAAGAACAGUCUGAAACAUGUGGAUCCAGGGUUUUCUAUUCCAUAUUUGGAGGAGGUUGCGAUCACAGUGAGAUCACCACUAAAUGCUGAACAAAAGAUGAGUACACUUGAAUCCUUGUUGAAGUAUGGCAAAAACAUAAGGGCUAUGGUUAUCAAGAUUCUUCAGAUGAAGAGCUCUCAUAGCAGUGCUGAUGAUUUUUUUGACGAGAUUUGCCGGUUUAGCUGCAUGAACCGUAAGAUAGUUCGAAUAGAAUAAAGGUUAGAACAAACUUUUAUUUCUCGAUGCGUUCUUAAUUCUUAAUACAGAACAUUUCGUGUUGGUUUCCAGUUUCAACUGGAGUGCUGAGUUGAUAGUAUCUCAAUUUUGAGGAGCUAGUUUCUUGUUUUGAAUGUGAUUUGAAAAUUGAUAGUAUCCUUUUAGCCAAUUUGGAGAAUGAAUGUUUUACCGAAUUUUCCAUGAUUAUUACCAAUAGUUUUGGAUAAUAAUGUCGCUACGGAUUUUUCUAAAAAGAUAA